Messenger RNA from Anopheles funestus (African malaria mosquito), 1120 nucleotides. RefSeq lists its product as uncharacterized. The record is from RefSeq and is a predicted model, not a curated record. The transcript has 3 exons. Lineage: Eukaryota; Metazoa; Arthropoda; Insecta; Diptera; Culicidae. Bases 282 to 716 code for a protein of 144 amino acids.
AGACAUUGCUUUGAAAUAUACGUGCUACAGUGUGUAGUAGCCCUGAUCACUCGGUUUUCCGUGCACUGAUCGCCAGCAGUGUGCAGUAACCUUGGUUUUGACAGUGUUCACUAUGUGUCAAUCGGAUGGAUGGGGACUCUGUUCAUGCGUUUUAUAUCCUUUUUUAAAAUUUUGCGAAGACGAAAGACGCACCGUGUUUUAGCGAGAAUCCUUUCAUACCACAUCAGUACUUUGUUGCUCCGCAAGAGGUGAUCAAAGUUUUCCUCGUUCAUGACUCUGAAAUGGGCGGAAUAUUACAAAAGUUUUUCAGUGGUUUAAGUCGGUCGCGCUUGUCUGGUUCGUGUGCUUCAAAAGAAAUACGCGAGACGCUAGAAUGCGAGAUGGAAGAAUCUGGAGUAUCGAAGAUUCCGGACACGGUAGUGGGGCUUUCAGCGCCAGCAACCAUCCCAAGUGAAAAGAAGCAAAGGCUAGUUUCUAGAAACAUAGACGUACCGAAACCACCGAAAGCAGACCGUCGUGUUAACUAUGACACCAAAAUACGUGACUCAACGUUGCUGUAUUACAUGGAACAUACAGCUAUGAAGAAGAAAAAUAAAUCUCGCAGACGUGCGUACCGAUCAGAAGGCUUGGGGACAUUGGAUUGGAAUAGACCAACACAUGUAUGCGAAAAACAACGAAAUAGUGACAGUCCAGAUUUGAUAUUUCCAAUGGAUUAGCUAUCACACAUUCGGUUUAUAUAUUUACUACUGUUAUAUAUUUGCCUGCAUCUGAACACUAUAAAUUUCAAUUCAAAUAAAAACGUUCUGAACUACCUAUGAUGAAUAGUUGGGAUCGAAAAUACAACAAGUGUAUCGGUGUUCAAUGGCAGAGCAAUGUUAGUAAUAUUUAGUUUUCUCAGGACGCAGCACGUGUGCUUUCUGGUUUUUUCUGGUCGCCAUUGACAUGGCCACUUCGAGAGAAGGAUUUGCAUCGGAGGAUUUGCAAAUGGGAGAGGGAAUUUGCUUCACUAGUGCAGUGAGCCGAACCUGUACUGUUCCUACUGUUUUUUUAUUCCAUCCCUAUCGUGCAAUUGCUCAAAGGGGCCAAAGUUAACCAAACCCCAAUAAAUCCGAACCAAACC